Molecule: messenger RNA, 1400 nt
Organism: Cucumis sativus (cucumber)
Lineage: Eukaryota; Viridiplantae; Streptophyta; Magnoliopsida; Cucurbitales; Cucurbitaceae
Product: ribosomal RNA large subunit methyltransferase E
Exons: 5
Coding region: 113-835 (240 amino acids)
Biological process (GO): RNA methylation
Molecular function (GO): rRNA (uridine-2'-O-ribose)-methyltransferase activity
Source: RefSeq, a predicted model, not a curated record
AAGUUUGAAAUUGGAGUUGAAACCCUAGAGAAGGGUUUUAGAUAUAAUCAAUUCUCCGGGGAAGAAGAAGAAGAAGAAGAAGAAGAAGAAGAAGCAUUGGGGGAAGAACGAAAUGAGUGGAGCAGGAGCACCCGAUUUCUUCUACAGAGAGGCUCAACGCCUUGGCUAUGUUGCAAGAUCAGCCUUCAAGUUGCUUCAGAUUCAGAACCAAUUCAAAUUGAUUACUUCAGGCUCCUCCGUCUUGGACCUUGGCUGCGCUCCCGGUGCCUGGCUUCAGGUAGCUUGCCAGAGUCUGGGGCCUCCCAGAAAUGGAGGCUCUGUUUUGGGUAUUGAUAUCAAGAAGGUAAAGGUUCCUCAUAUGCAUUGUGAUUCAAGGGUACAAACUGUUAGUGCUGAUGUUAUGAACCUUCCUAAAAGCAAAUUGAAGUCACUAUCCCCUAAGGAGAAGGGAUUUUCUGUAAUACUCUCAGACAUGUGCCCCUUAGUAUCUGGAAUCACCACUAGAGAUGCGGCAUUAUCAGUUGAAUUGGGUAUGCAAGCAGUUAAUUUGGCACUCGGAGAAGCUGCCUUAGGUGUUGGAGAUGUUAUACAUGGAAAGGACAAGGAUAGUGUCGAUGAUUCAACUUCAGCUUCAGAUUGUGAUGGUGUCUUACGACAAGGAGGCCACCUUGUUUUAAAACUAUUGGAGAGUGAAGACACACAAGGUAGAAUUUUAUUUCCACAGCUUGUUUAUACUUGGUUUUGCCUGGCUUUACAUUCUUCCUCUAUUCUUUAUCUCAGAAUUCAGCCGGAUGUUGAAACCACUCUUCAGAAAGGCAUCCUGGUUGAGGCCUAAGGCUACAAGAUCGUCAUCAAGAGAGAUUUAUCUGAUAUGUCAAAGCUUGCACUUGCAGGCAAGAACAUAAAUAUUCAAAUUUUCAGCUGACUGCAACUGCAUACAACUAGAAUGAGAUAAGUGCCAAAUCAGAGUGCUUUGAAGAACCAAAUUUCAAAUCAAGAUGGUCAGAUCGGAGCAGAGUUCCCAAACAAUGUUUCCUCUGUUUUGGACCUUGGUUGCGCUCGAGACGGUAGAGAGGGUUUUUCUAGAACUAUUGCAAUGCAUUACUUUGAGGGAUUUGUUGAGUGGCAGGCUUGCAUUAGUUGUUAUUAAAAAACAUAACUUGUGAGCUAGUCGCAAUGCAAAUUACUUGAAGGAUUUGUUGAGUGGCAGACUUGCAUUAGUUGAUAGAUAUAUUAUUUAAGCUUGUUUGUUCAUAAUUUAGUCAGCCAAUAGAAGUGCUUUUUCAUUGCAUUAGUUGGUAGAGGGUUUUUCUAGAGCUAGUGCAAUACAAAACUUGAGGGAUUUGUUGAGUGGCAGACUUGCAUUAGUUGGUAGAUAUAUUAUUAAACUUGUUUGAUAG